Messenger RNA from Musa acuminata subsp. malaccensis (wild Malaysian banana), 6251 nucleotides. RefSeq lists its product as uncharacterized. The record is from RefSeq and is a predicted model, not a curated record. NCBI's taxonomy places the organism in Eukaryota, Viridiplantae, Streptophyta, Magnoliopsida, Zingiberales, Musaceae.
CUAUAAAAUAGCAACCAAACUGGAAUCGUAUCUGCCGUUGCGGAAUUCGGAGAAAGAAUCGCCGGUUCGUCGCAUCAAUCCGACUGUCAUCGACGAACCAUGCGCAUCCGAUCGCCAAAAAUUCAACCUUUGCCCCUUUUUUUCGAGUAGGAGAGGAGCUUCCCCCACUUGGAUUGGAUCAAUGUAGUUGGGCGGAUGAAUAUCGGGGGAAGUAUCGUUGAUCAUCUGAACCUCAAUCGCCAUUCUUUCUGUUUCAUUUGAUCUCUAUUGUAUCUUUCUAGUUGUUUCCUGAUCGAAUUUCCGUCGGCAAAUGGAUUUGGAAGCAAAUGACUCAUUUUUUCUCUUGAUCUCGCUAUAAAAUAUUAGGGUUUACUAAGAUUUUAGUUCGAUAAGCGUGAAUCUAUUGGGGAUCUUUUAUGCUUUCGUAUGUAGGGUUCUUGAAUGUCGAUUUUUAGGGGUCAAGAUGAAAACUUCAUGUAAUUUAGUUUACUUUUUGGCGAAUCAAGAAAGGGAGAUAUAUCAGCGAUCGUUUGAUGAUGGAAAGCAAUACACAAGUAGGUGAUGACAAGGAUACUGGAUGGUUCGAGGUGAAGAAGAAACAUAGAACUAGCAGAAAGCUUACGAUCCAGAAAGCUACUGGAGGAUCUUUAAACAACACCUUCUCUCCUCACUAUUAUUCAUCCACCGAUGAUGAGACUGGGAACUCUGACAGCAGACUACAAUUCUUACCAUCUAAAUUGGCACUUGAUUGUUCUUUAAAGGUUGUUGCUGCUGUUGACGUUACCCCUUCAUCAAAAACAGACCAUGAUAAGGUCUGCAUUGAUGAACUGGUUGUCCAGGAGAGCGAAAGUCUUGAGGUCAGAGCGACAGAUUUCAAAGUUGGGGUUACAACAGUCGAGAAAGUGUCCACACAUGAAACAUUCAACAAUGUUGCAAAAAUUAAGUGGGGUGAUCUUGAAGAUGUUGCUUUAAAGUUGCAUGACUCUUCUGAAUAUAGAAGUGCUCCUGUGAAGGCUGCAGGUGGUGAUUCUGCCUCUAGUAACUUACAGGAACUUGGAAAUUCUGAAAUGGUCAGCGAAUCAAUAUUACAUCUAUCAACCCACGAUCCUCUUCAAGAGGGAAGGGUUAUGGAGUCCUCUGCACACGUAGAACAACUUCCUGCACAAAUUUUAGCUUCAGAUAUACACAGAGAACCUAUUGAAUUGACUUGGAAAGAGGUCAAAGAGUUUCCUUCUGAAGAGAUAGAGGUGGGGAUCGUCAAUCAGACUGAUGCUAUUCAUAGUUUGAACAUAAACCUUGAUGAUGUUGUCAAACCAACAUGUAAAACUGGAGGUGACUUGGUUUCGAGUGAUAUGAUGAUUGGAAACUCUCCUGCAUCACCUGUUCAAGGAGUUGUCCAAACGACACAUCGGGAACCUCACCUUCAGUCCAAGGAUGGGGUCUUUGACACAUCCAAAUUAUCAGAUACUAACAUCAAUGCAUCCAUGAUACUUGAUCUGGGAAAUGGUGUUACACACCUGAAGAGUGGUCUUGAAGCUUCGGUGCAUGUUCCAACUACAACUGUCAUUGAAAGUCAUAAUGAGCUUAGUGAUGGAUUAACAGUCGGGACGGGUCUUGCUGAUGGUGAACCUGGGGAGAGCAAAGAAAGGUUUAGGCAAAGGCUUUGGUGCUUUCUCUUUGAAAACCUGAAUAGAGCAGUUGAUGAACUUUACCUUCUCUGUGAAUUGGAGUGUGAUAUGGAACAGAUGGAUGAAGCUAUUCUUGUUCUUGAAGAAGCCACAUCUGAUUUUAGAGAACUGAAAUGUAGAGUCGGGCAUUUUGAGAACACUAAAGCCUCCUCACAAUCAUCGAGAGAUGGAAAUCCAAUUAUUGUAAAGGCUGAUCAUCGCCGGCCACAUGCAUUAUCUUGGGAGGUUCGCCGCAUGACAACUUCACCUCACAGGGCAGAGAUAUUAUCUUCUUCACUGGAAGCUUUUAAGAAGAUUCAACUGGAAAGAGCUGCUAAAGAUACAACUAAAGAUGCAAAAAACUUGGGCGCUAUCAGCUCAAGUCAUGAAGUUGCUAGCAGCUUAUCCGGAGUAGAUGAAGUAUCCAAUGCUAGAUAUCUGCAUGUAAAAAAAGAAAAGCAGACCAUCGUCUUAAAUAAUAAUGGGAUGAAUAUGGAUUCAAAUAAGCAGAAUACAGACAUAAAUAGGCCAGGCAAAAGACAUUUUGUACAAAAUGGGCGCUUGUCUCCACAUAGCUUGCCUGCUUCUGCAUCUGGCAAGUGUAAGAGAGAACCUUUGGGACCUGUUACUGAAAUUCAAAAGCAGGCACUUAAGAAGGAUAAAGAACUAGCUGAAAAUAGGAUGGAGAAACAUAUAAAGGCUGUAGAUAUUGUUAAAAAGCAGAGUUCUUAUCUUGACAAAGAGAAAGACAAGCAGAAAUUCAAAACAGCUCAUUGGAAGGUGAUGGAUGCUUGGAAAGAAAAGCGAAACUGGGAGGAUAUUCUCAAAUCUCCAAUUCACAGUUCUUCCAGAGUCUCAUAUUCACCAGGUAUGGGCAGAAAAGUUGUGGAUCGUGCUCGAGUGUUGCAUGAUAAACUAAUGUCUCCCGAUAAAAAGAAAAAGAGUGCCAUGGAUUUAAGAAGAGAAGCAGAAGAAAAGCAUGCAAGAGCAAUGAGGAUUAGGAAUCAACUAGAAAGCGAACGAGUGCAGAAGCUGCAGCGCACUUCAGAGAAGUUAAACCGUGUGAGUGAGUGGCAAGCUGUUCGUAGCUCUAAAAUGAGAGAAGUUAUGUUUGCACGCCAUCAGCGUAGUGAAUAUCUCCAUGAGGCAUACCUGGCUAAGGUUGUAAAGAAAGCUGGUGAUGAAAGCAGCAAGGUUAAUGAGGUUCGCUUUAUUACUUCAUUAAAUGAACAGAAUAAAAAGCUGAUGCUGCACCAGAAGCUUCAUGACUCAGAAAUGAGGAGAGCUGAAAAACUACAGGUAAUCAGAACAAAACAAAAGGAGGACAUAGCGAGAGAAGAAGCUGUGCUGGAACGUCGGAAGCUCCUUGAAGCUGAAAAGUUGCAGCGGCUUGCUGAGACACAGCGGAAGAAGGAAGAAGCUCAAGUUAGAAGAGAAGAGGAACGCAAGGCAUCAAGUGCAGCAAGGGAGGCCAAGGCUGUGGAACAACUUCGGAGAAAGGAAAUCAGAGCGAGAGCUCGACAAGAAGAGGCAGAACUCCUAGCUCAGAAGCUGGCUGAAAGACUCCGUGAAAGUGAACAGCGUCGAAAAUAUUACCUGGAGCAAAUACGAGAGAAAGCUUCAAUGGAUUUUCGGGACCAGUCUUCCCCUCUACAUCGCCGUUUUAACAAAGAAGGUCAAAGUAGAUCACUCGGAACCAGUACUGAAGACAAUCCAGUGUCAGCCAAUUCAGAAUCUGCUGAAAAGUUAGUCAAUGUCACUCACCAGCAUUCUUUGAAACGAAGAAUUAAGAAAGUACGCCAGAGACUUAUGGCGCUUAAGCAUGACUUUGUUGAGCCUCCUGUUGGCAGUGAAAAUGGAGGAAUAGGGAAUAGAGCUUCCUUGGUUGCUGCUAGAGCGAAAAUUGGAAAGUGGGUUCAGGACCUUCAAAAGCUUCGCCAGGCCCGAAAGGAAGGGGCUGCAAGCAUAGGAUUAGUUAUUGUUGACAUGAUAAAGUUUAUUGAGGGAAAGGAUGUGGAGCUACAUGCAUCCCGUCAGUCUGGUUUGCUUGACUUCAUAUCCUCUGCCUUACCGGCUUCCCAUACUUCGAAGCCAGAAGCAUGUCAAGUGACAGUACACCUUUUACGACUACUGCGAGUAUUACUGUCACUUCCAGCAAAUCGGAGUUAUUUUCUUGCACAAAAUCUUUUGCCUCCCAUAAUCCCUAUGCUGUCUGCAUCACUUGAGAAUUAUAUCAAGGCUGCAGCAUCUUCCAGUUCUGGAAGCACAAACCUUUCAUCAAGCAAAACAUCCAAUGAGAAUUUGGAAUCAGUUGCCGAAAUCAUGGAUGGCUUCUUAUGGACUAUAACCAUGAUUGUGGGCCAUAUACAAUCUGAUGAUCGCCAACUCCAUAUGCAGGAUGGUUUGGUGGAGCUGAUAGUAGCUUAUCAAGUUAUUCAUCGUCUUCGUGAUCUGUUUGCCCUCUAUGAUAGGCCGCAGAUAGAAGGAUCUCCAUUUCCAUCAUCAAUUCUCUUAAGUUUGACCCUUUUGUCAGUCAUAACAUCAAGACCUGGUACAUUUUCUGCCAUUGAUUGGGAAUCUUGUGUAUCUAAAGCAUCAGCAAUUUGUGAAGUUCAAAGGUUAAAAGAUUCUGAAAAUGUGGCUACAGGAGAGUCCUCUAGCUCCAUUAAUAAUUCUGGAGAUAGCACAUCACAUCCAACUUCGCACCAGUGUACUGAACCACAUAUGAGCAGAUUUGUUCACUUAUCUGAGGAACAGAAUAUACUUUCAAGCGGAAAAACUCUAGCAGAUGCACCAGAAAUUAUAGAUAUGGAAUCUGGAAGAGAGACCUCUGAUACUUCAUGUCGUCCAGAAAUUGUUCAAUCUGUGUUGCAGAUACAAGAGAAAGCUUCAUCAGGUGAAUCCCAAAACCCUGUAGUAGAAGAGCAUGCAAAAUCAUUGCCAGUGAAGAAGGAUGAAAAGAACUCCGGUUGUUCUGUGGAGAGAAAAGGAGCUGAUGAGCACACCACUCGUAAUAAUUCUGGUAACAGGAAGGCGGUCAGCUUGAAGCAGCCCCUAGCAUUUCUUAUCUCUGCUAUUUCUGAUACUGGCCUUGUUAGUCUUCCAUCACUCUUAACAGCUGUGCUACUUCAGGCGAACAACAAAUUGUCAUCUGAGCAGGGAUCGUAUGUCCUUCCAUCGAAUUUUGAAGAAGUAGCUACUGGUGUCUUGAAAGUUUUGAAUAAUUUGGCAAGCUUGGAUAUUGCUACUCUGCAAAGUAUGCUGGCUAGAUCAGAUCUAAAAGUCGAAUUUUUCCACUUGAUGAGUUUUCUUCUGACCCAUUGCACGAACAAGUGGAAAGCAGCUUAUGAUCAGGUCGGUCUACUUCUCCUGGAGUCGUUGUUGCUUCUUGGUUAUUUUUCUUUAUUUCAUUCUGGGAAUCAAGCAGUUCUCAGAUGGGGAAAGAGUCCAACCAUACUGCAGAAGGUCUGCGAUCUACCCUUCGUUUUCUUCAGUGACGCAGAUUUGACACCUAUUUUGGCCGGCACACUCGUGGCUGGUUGUUAUGGAUGUGAACAGAACAGAGGUAUUGUUCUGCAAGAACUUAGCACCGACAUGUUGCUUUCUUUGCUCAAGUCCUGCAAGCAGGCAUUGCUGUCAGUCCAACCUGAUUCAGUGCAGUCAAAUAUUUCCGUAAGUGAUGCAACUGAUAGUAAUCAGAUGGUUUCAGAUGCUAGAAAGCCCCAGAGUGAGAUUCAUGCAAGAUCCAUCCGUAAAAACACUCGAGCUUCAUUGGGAAAAGGUCUUUCAAGCAGCACCACCAAAAUUAACAAAACAAAAAUCCAAAGGGAUUGUAGAGGAACUAGGACUUUUGAUGAGUGGGUAUUCAAACACAACCUAUCAAGCACAGAAGCUUCUUCAUGUUUCAUGUUGCAUUGGAGAUUUCCAAUCUCUUUCCUGGAUAAAGCCGAAGAAUUCUUUUUAGCCGAGGCCCUAAGCCAGCAGGUGUAGCAUGGCUAGUCAGAGUCAACAUCCCACAACUUUAAAAAAGGCCCUGCCAUAGCAAGUUUGUAAUUGGGAUGCUCCUUUAAGAUUCAAGGAACACUUCUCACUUCAAUUCUCACUUCUGCAACUGCCAGAAGUUCUUGUCAGGACUUCAAGCUGCUGCAUCUGCACAGGAGAGGACACAGCAUCGGCUGCCAAACAAGGUGUAUUGGUACAGAUCUAUGUUUGCCUGAUAGCUCAGUGCUUAUCGCGUCACCAAGGAAUCGAUUUUUUCAAGUCUUUGGAUGAUGGCUACAGCAGGUUAGCAUUAAUGCUCUAGAUGACUCAACAGGAAUCCAGAUAGCAGAUACUGAACCAUUAUCGCUGACUGUUGGAUUUUUAAGAGGUAGCUGAUCGGUUAUGUGGGAAAAGGAAAUAUUUUUUUUUUCUUAGACAUUGACCAAUAGAGGUGCUUUACCAAAGAUGCUCCUAAAGAAUGUCAUGAACCCAAUCAGAUGGGUGUUCAAGAUGACUGUAUAAUAGCCAACCCAGAAUAAGCCUACUUUUGAUGUAUGAAUUGAUACAUCAUGUUUAUAACUAUAGCUCAUGUUUCUUUCAGAA